This is a messenger RNA of Mycena indigotica, 2466 nucleotides long. RefSeq lists its product as uncharacterized. Bases 1 to 2466 code for a protein of 821 amino acids. Lineage: Eukaryota; Fungi; Basidiomycota; Agaricomycetes; Agaricales; Mycenaceae. The record is from RefSeq and is a predicted model, not a curated record. The transcript is spliced from 17 exons.
AUGAGGCCUUCUCCUUUGGCCGCCCUUUCCGUCCUACCCAUUGUCCUCGCUGGCAACGCGGGCAAGUUCGAAGAUGUUGGGAGCACAAGAGUCAGCGCGAUGAUGAUGUUUUUGGGAAACACGGACAGAGUACGCCGCCAAGUAGAUCCCACAGUUAUUCUAACGACUCUCCUCAGGUUUACAUCCUGGACAAAGCUCAAGGCAAGCAAUGCGGAACAAAUCAAAGGACAUUCUGCUUGGGGUUCUACUUAUAAUACUGCGACUCAUGAAGUCACUUUGAUGGACGUUCAAACCAAUACUUUCUGCAGCUCCGGCAUGCACCUUCCCAACGGAUCUUUUGCCGUCUUCGGUGGCAACCAUGCCGUAGCAGUAGGCGGCGGCAACCCGGAUGGCGCCAACUGGGACUCGCUCCUCCAAGAUUUCGAUGGCUCAAAGGCCAUCCGAAUUCUCAGCCCUUGUUCCGCGUCUGACGACAUCAAUGCUGGUAACUGCCAAUGGCGAGUAAAAUUGUAUGAAAAUAUCAACGAUCCCAAGAUGAUGAUGCAAGCGGAACGAUGGUAUUCAACCGCUGAGGCCUUGGCAGACGGCACUAUCGUCAUGAUGGGAGGUUUUACUGGAGGAGGCUGUGAGUGUUAUCCUGUUUCUCCCUCUUUGGCUCAAUCACGCGUUCCAGAUAUCCUCCGAAACGUCCCUAACAGAAAUCCUCACGACGGAGCGUCUCUUUCCUAUGAAUUUUUCCCUUCCAACGGACAAGCACCUCAGGAACUCAAAUUCUUGGUUGAUACAUCCGGUCUCAACUCUUACCCCCAUGCUUUCCUCAUGGCCUCUGGUAAAAUGUUCCUGCAAGCUAACCUGUCCACCACGCUUUGGGACUACACCUCAAAUACUGAAACUCGACUUCCUGACAUGCCCAAUGGCGUCAUCAGGGUGUACCCCGCCAGCGGCGCAACCGCGAUGUUGCCCAUGACGCCGGCUAACAAUUACCAACAAACAGUUAUCUUUUGUGGUGGAUCCAACCUUACCGAACCUGAGUGGGGAAACUUUGCUUUCCCCUUCGUCAACACCUGGGAGCGUCCUUCCUCAAAUGAUUGCCAACGCAUUACGCCCGAACCUACUAACGGUCCUGCGUCGUACGUGCAAGACGAUAAUAUGCCGGUUGGUCGGACGAUGGGACAAUUCAUUAUUCUCCCUGAUGGCAAAAUGCUUGUGGUUAACGGUGGUGCCAAGGGGACAGCUGGCUAUGGUCGUAAUAACUCGAUUACGCCGGAGAGCGAGAUGCCUUUCCAGCAGUCGUUUGCCGCUGAACCAGUCGGGCAACCAGCUCUCUAUGACCCGAAUGCAGACCCCGGCAAGCGAUGGACAACCACUGGGUUCGCCACAUCCAGCAUCGCACGGCUUUAUCAUUCCUCCGCCAUUCUGCUUCCCGACGGCGCCGUUCUUAUUGCUGGCUCGAACCCCAAUCUGGAUGUGAAUAUUAGCUCGGCCGUCAAAUUCCCCACGACAUACACCGCUGAGAAGUUUUAUCCCCCGUACUUCUCUGCUUCCGUUCGCCCCGCUCCGUCUGGUGUUCCGUCCACUCUCUCUUAUGGCGGGAAACCCUUCGAUAUCACUAUUCCUGCUAAGUCAUACUCCGGCUCAUCAAACACUGCCGCAGCUAACUCUGCUGUCAACGUUAUUCGUGGGGGCUGGACCACUCACGGAAUGAACAUGGGUCAAAGGUUCCUGCAACUGAACAACACCUAUACGGUCCAAGAUGACGGCACCAUCAUUUUACACGUUGCGCAAAUGCCGCCCAAUGCCAACAUUUUCCAACCAGGACCUGCCCUCGUUUUCGUUGUUGUGAACGGCAUUCCCUCCAACGGCACUUUUGUCAUCAUCGGCACAGGAAACAUCGAAGCCCAGCCGCUCUCAGCAGCCGCUGUUCUUCCGGCAAGCGUGCUGUCCAGUUCCGCUAGCGGAUCAGCUUCUGGCUCUAGCACUGGAGGAGGUGGAGCCAGCGGCAACGCGGACAAGUCAACUUCUAACAUUGGUUUGAUCGCCGGUAUUGCCGGUGGUGCGGCCGCUGUCGCUCUCCUUGCUCUUGGUCUUGGUAUCUGCAUCGCAAGAAGGCGACGAGCCCGCAUCCGUGCCAGCAUCCAAGCUGGAAAGGUUGCGCAAGCCCAAAAAUACCCCGCCUCCUCCCCUUACCAGCAAUUCCAAAGACCAUCAUCAAACAUGUCUGGCGGUAACGAGUCGCAAAUAUACUUGAACCACCAAAACAGGCCAAGCGACGCUUGGAGCCACAGCCAAAACGACAGUCAAGUAUGGGAUGCUAAUCGUAGCAAUCCUGGCUUCCAGGCUUACCGUGAUGUCGACCCCGACAUGCCUCCCACACAACCACAUGUACAAACUCACUACCCCAAUGCGUCAUACUCCUCAUUCGAUCCGCGUACAGGGGGCGGUUACCCACAACAACCGCGUUAUUAG